Rhodofomes roseus is the source of this 1512-nucleotide messenger RNA. RefSeq lists its product as uncharacterized. Bases 244 to 1197 code for a protein of 317 amino acids. Lineage: Eukaryota; Fungi; Basidiomycota; Agaricomycetes; Polyporales; Fomitopsidaceae. The record is from RefSeq and is a predicted model, not a curated record. The transcript is spliced from 20 exons.
GGAUGCCCCGGAUCCCUGUGUGUCGCGUGUGGUCAACACAUGUGCACUACGGCUAGAUAGAAACCUCUUCUUCUCAGGCUUCUCCGUCGUCAGUAAUCCUCAAUCUACUACAAAUUCUCCACGUCAUACUUCUGUACGCAGCCAUCUUGUUAAAUACUUCGAAUUGGUACUGCGACGUUGUGCUAUCCCUCGCUGUUCAGCGUCCCGAAGUUCAAGUAUUCGACCACCUCGGGCUCAUGGAGAAUGCCGAUAGCUACUAGUAUCCAACCUAUUCGCAAUCUUGAUCUCAACCUCACAGUGGGUAGCAUGUUCAUCGGUGUACUGUUCUCUGCACUGUUCUAUGGCUUGACGUGCGCUCAAGUUGUGUACUACUCGUCGGCUUACUACAACAGCGACAAGACACUCGUGAAGGCAUUCGUUUAUGGAAUAAUGAUAUUUGACACAAUCAUCACUGCGGUGGAUGCUGCGACUUCAUGGGCCUUUGUCAUCGAGGGACAUGCCAACCCUCCAAGUGUUCUGAUCGAGCCAAAAGUGUACGCCGCUGAAAAUGUUCUGGUGCGCUUUGUCAUAUGUGCUGUUCAAAUGUUCUAUAUCCAUGGACUCUGGACAUUGCUCACGCGGUUCGGAACAACCUACAAAGCACGAUUGGCGAUCACGAUGCCCCCGAUCUGCCUGUCCCUGAUGGCUCUCGUAUUUGGCUUCGUCGGAGAGUACAAAAUUGCGACGCAGGAUUGGAUAAUCCAAAAGGCGCUUCGUGCGGACGAGGUUGCGAGCGCAGGCAAUUAUUGUGCUGCCGCACUGGCGGACCUAUGCAUAUGUGUCUCUCUUUGCUGGACACUGCGCGGCAGACUCUCGGGGUUCGAAUGGUCACGCACCGACAAUAUGAUCCGUGUACUUGCAAGCUAUAUAGUCAAUCGCGGGAUCCUCUUGACCGCGAUGCAAAUCGUAAACUUGGGAGUGUUCCUGUACAGCGUCAAGCCUGCCUCGCUUCUAUGGUUCCCAUUCAACUGUAUUGAGGUAAAAUUGUAUAUCAACUCAAUGAUGGCCGUCCUGAACGCCCGUCGACACCUCAACGGAGGUGGUGGGGUGUCGUACAUUUCAGGAUUCACGGACGACGCGGCGACAUAUGUCGAUGGAACCAGCACUAAGGGCGCUCCAGUCGUGGAGAACAUCCCGUUGACCACGUUCAGAAUCUAACAUGUAAUUUCUCCUCGUCUGGCGGUGACUACAGGGGUGUUUAUCUCCAUGUAAUGACAAUAUAGGUCUCACUGUGUACCGUAUCAACAAGGUUCGUCUGGGCCGACUCGGAGUACUCGUUUCACGAAUUGGCACUGUCCAGCAGUACGCAGGCAGGGCGGCAGAUGAGGAAUUCAGUCGUGGGGAUCGCGCGGGUAGGAUGUCUAGUAGAUGAAUUCUCAACCAAGACUCGUUUGAGGAGGUGUCGCCGUAAUAUUCGGUCGCCAUAACUUAUUCGCACAGGAUCGGACUAAGCUACCGACCUGCGCGCUCUGU